GAUAAGAAGUCUUACUUGGAUAUCAUCCACACUUAUACAGAAGUCCAUGGAACUGUUCACGGGACAAGUGCUGUCUACAUGCCCACCUAUGUGAAGAAUCAUGGUAUCCUCAGUGGCCGGGAUUUACAGUUCCUGCUUAGAGAGACCAAACUUUUUGUUGGUCUUGGCUUUCCAUAUGAGGGACCUGCUCCCUUAGAGGCCAUUGCAAAUGGGUGUGCUUUUCUGAAUCCAAAAUUCAGUCCUCCCAAAAGCAGCAAAAACACUGACUUCUUUAGAGGUAAACCAACCCUGCGUGAGUUAACAUCUCAACAUCCCUACGCUGAAGUUUACAUUGGAAAGCCUCAUGUCUGGACUGUGAACAUCAAUGAUCUUUCUGAAGUUGAAAGGGCGGUCAGAGCCAUUUUGAACCAAAAGAUUGAACCUUACUUACCCUAUGAGUUCACAUGUGAAGGGAUGCUUCAGAGAAUUAAUGUUUUCAUAGAGAAACAGGAUUUUUGCCAUGGACAAGUGAUGUGGCCCCCAUUAAGCACCCUCCAGGUUAAAAUCGCUGGCCCUGGGAAAUCGUGUAAGCAGGUUUGUCAAGAAAACCAGCUCAUCUGUGAGCCUUCCUUUUUCCAGCACCUGAACAAGGACAAAGACCUCCUCAAGUACAACAUUGAAUGCCAUACAGUUGAAUCUGCAAAUGAUAUCAUUAUCCCAUCUUUUGAUGAAAAGAAAAAACACUGUGUUUUCCAAGGUGAUCUCUUGCUGUUCAGCUGUGCAGGAUCUCAUCCAAACCACAAAAGGAUCUGCCCUUGUAGAGACUACCUUAAAGGACAAGUUGCACUUUGUAAAGACUGUCUAUAG
Gekko japonicus is the source of this 846-nucleotide messenger RNA. Its product is annotated as alpha-1,6-mannosylglycoprotein 6-beta-N-acetylglucosaminyltransferase A-like. The record is from RefSeq and is a predicted model, not a curated record. The transcript is spliced from 6 exons. Gene Ontology annotation, molecular function: alpha-1,6-mannosylglycoprotein 6-beta-N-acetylglucosaminyltransferase activity. Gene Ontology annotation, cellular component: Golgi apparatus. Lineage: Eukaryota; Metazoa; Chordata; Lepidosauria; Squamata; Gekkonidae. Gene Ontology annotation, biological process: protein N-linked glycosylation. The annotation marks the transcript as partial.